AUGCCAGAGUACCACUCUGUAUACUCUGAUCGUGGCCGUUUACGUUAUAUCCCCGACCACCUAGAGACCCCCGCAAGGUCUUCUCGCAGUACCUUUCAAGGACGCUACCGCCGACCGCACCGCAUUCACAUUGCAAACGUGGGCCCCGACCCUACCUUACUCCGCCGUCAGCACCGCCGCAUGACUGGCAAGUCGUACAUUACCGAAAAACUGGCGAUUCCACACGAAGGCGCAAAACGUUUCCUGCGCUCCUUUUUCGACAACCGCUUCUCUUCCAAGUCCGAACCCGCAGACAUACCCACACCACGCCCAUCAACCAGCACCACCAGUAGCAACCGCAGCUCGGUUGCCUCGAUCCCAGAAUCAGGGAAUCGCGAGAUGAGGUCGCUCACGAGGAAUUCGGGCACGGGCGCCGUAGGCGCUAUUGGCAGCACAUUGGCCGCCCCCGGCAUGCCCAGACCCUCAGUUGCUGAGUCGCAUUGGUCUUCUGGGCGUGCGUCUGCUAAGAGCAUAAUAAGCAGCGUGAAGCCUGUGCCCGAGGAGAAGCCCGUGGCUUCAGGCGGUGGCCUGAGCGUAAACAUACAGCUUACCGAGCCGGUUCUGUACCUGCGAGGCUUUGAGCAAGCAGAGCACGCUGAGCGGAGUACUGCAAUGCUGCGCGGCACACUAUGCUUGAAGAUCACCAAGCCCGCCAAACUCAAGGCCAUUACCUUGAAAUUCAGGGGGAAAGCAAUCACCAAGUGGCCAGAGGGCAUUCCCCCAAAGAAGACCGAGUUUGAAGAGGUGGACACGCUGAUGAGCCACACUUGGCCGUUCUUCAAUUCUCAAUUCCCGACGGCAGAGAAUGGAACUGGCGCAGAUCACGUGGAGCUAUACAAGAACUCGGGCGGCCUGAGUGGCUCGCCCAACAACUCCUCGCUGAACCUCACGACAAAAGAAGCAAAACGACUAUCGCUGCAAGUGAACCAAUCGCGAAGCUUUGGCAAAGGCGAUACCCCCGGAAGCGGUCCGUCGGUUGCACAAAAAGGUUACAGAACCUUUAAUCCUGGCGAGUACAUGUACAACUUUGAGCUGCCACUCGACAGCCAUCUCCCGGAGACCAUCGACGUCGACCUUGGCUCGGUCAAGUACGAGCUUGAAGCCAUUGUUGAGCGCGCCGGGGCCUUUCGCACAAACCUUGUCGGUACCAAAGAAGUGACUCUUAUCCGUGCUCCUUCCGAAGGUUCACUAGAGCAAGUGGAGCCCAUCGCCAUCAGCCGCAGCUGGGAAGACCAACUACAUUACGAUAUCGUCAUCUCGGGAAAAUCCUUCCCGCUCGGUGCACAAGUACCCAUUGCUUUUAAGCUGACGCCGCUGGCCAAGGUCCAGUGCCAUCGGAUAAAGGUAUUUGUCACGGAGAAUGUCGAGUACUUUUGCAACAACAAGCGUGUACAUCGCAUGGAACCAGUCCGCAAGGUCCAGCUAUUUGAGAAACGUGCAGAUGGCCCGCCGACGAGCACCUUCCCUGGUAGCACCAUGCGGAUAGUAUCUGGCGGUGGUGUUCCGUACGACCAGCGCGCGGCAGCUUCUCGAGGCGAAGACGUACAGGUAGAUGACCCCACCAAUCUUCUUGGUAACCUCGGCGGCGACGCGAAUAUCGGCCCAACCGAAAUGGAGUUCAAUGUGCAGCUACCAAGCUGUCACAACCUCAAAGAGAAGGACAAGUCAUCCAGGUUGCACUUUGACACUACAUACCAGAACAUCCAGGUGCAUCAUUGGAUAAAGCUUGUCAUGCGCCUUUCAAAACCGGACGCAAACGAUCCGACAAAACGAAGGCACUUUGAGAUCUCGAUUGACUCACCCUUCCACAUCCUCUCGUGUCAAGCUACGCAAGCAAAUACCGCGCUACCCGCUUACUCGUCACCUGAACCUGCCAUGAGCGGAGCUCGGAUACCCGAGUGCGGAUGUCCCGAUGCGCCAUCUCGCCGUCCUUCUCCGCCCGGCUUUGUGCCUACUUUGGCUACCAUGGGUCGGCCACGGGGCAAUACAGAACCGCCAAUCCCCACACCUUCACUUACCCGACCGCAAGCAGCACAUAUCGGUGGACCAAAUGAGUCUAUUGUUCAGCGACCCAUCCAUCUCAUGCGCGUACCUUCGUUCAACCCGCCAGCCUUCUCCGAAAUCGAGCCGCCUCCCCCACUCGAAACCCCACCACCUCUAUACGAAACGAUUGCAUCGCCCACCAACGGACUAGCCGAUUACUUUUCGCGUCUGUCAGAUGCAUACGAUUCGGACAGCGACCGUGAGCGUCAUGAUCGAGCGCGUGUUGAAAUCCCGUUGACACCAGGAGGCCGUGCGAACCGCAGCAUGGAUGAAAGGAGGACGUGGCUUCCCGUUGGCCACUGA
Molecule: messenger RNA, 2385 nt
Organism: Exserohilum turcica Et28A
Lineage: Eukaryota; Fungi; Ascomycota; Dothideomycetes; Pleosporales; Pleosporaceae
Exons: 3
Coding region: 1-2385 (794 amino acids)
Biological process (GO): ubiquitin-dependent endocytosis
Cellular component (GO): cytosol; cytoplasm
Molecular function (GO): ubiquitin protein ligase binding; protein-macromolecule adaptor activity
Source: RefSeq, a predicted model, not a curated record